UUUGGAGAGAGGUUGAGGGGCCUUUUGGGUUGAGGUGUUCGGCAAAAUAUGCAGUUAUUUAACGAUAUAUUUUGCUCAUAGACAAGUAGGUGACCUGCAUUUGAGCAGAGGUCUCCUGUCCCAAGAGCAGUAAGCAUUGUUUUGGCUAAAGAACACAGUGAUUUGAUGAAGGUUUUGCAAUGACAUCCUUACAGUUUCCAGCCUUUCUUCUACUGGCUGGACUAUGUUUGGCUGGUUGCGAGGAUGCCUGCUACAAAGAUGGGCCAUGUGAGAAACAAGACACCUCCUCCUCAGCCUAUAAAAGGUACCUGUUGUACGACGUGAAUCCCGGAGAGGGCUUCAACCUGCGCCGGGACGUCUAUAUGCGCGUGGCCGUGGCCGUGGCGCGCCUGCGCGGAUGGACACUGGUGCUCCCGCCGUGGGGCCCGCUCUACCACUGGCAGGCCACCAAUGGAGAGUACGAGACCGGCAUCCCGUGGGCACGGUUCUUCGAUGUGGCCAGCCUCAACAGAUACGUCCCCGUAAUGGAGUUUGACGACUACGUCAAAGAGAGCGGUGCUCGGGUGGACGCCGUCCUGCAUCUGCAAAACUACGCCGAGGGAUGGAGGGACGGCCACUUUGACGAGAAGUGGCACGUGCAACCCUGCCUGAGCCAGGCAAGAUUUAGCCGGUCCGGUGACGUGUUCAGCGCCCAGAUGUGGAGCCACGUGACGCUACAGGCGGCCAACUACAGCUGUGUCUCCAUCCAGGGCACCUCUAGAACACUGGCGGAGAUGUGUGCUGCCCAACCGCACAGGUCUAUCCUGGUGGACCGUGCCGAGACGGUGCUACACCACCACUACGGCGGUCGCCAGUUCUGGUCGGCCCGGCGCAGUAUGCGGUUCGCCCGACACUUGGUGGAGGAGGCGGCAGCUCUGCGCCGGGACCUGCUGGCCUCUGAGGAUGUGGAGGACGGCACGCGCUACACAGACGACUGGAGGGAUAUGAAGGUGAAGGCGGGCAGCACGCGCGGCGGCCCGUACCUGGCGGUCCACCUGCGGCGUAGGGACUUUGUGUCCGGCCGACCGCGCUCCGUGCCCUCGCUGGAGACAGCAGCGCGCGCCAUAUCUGCGACGCUCCGGGAGCUCGGGCUGGAGACCGUGUACCUGGCCACCGACGCACCGGACAGGGAGGUCGGUCGGCUGCGGGAGCUGCUGGAGCCGUUCCGGCUGGUCCGGCCGUCGCGGCGACGGGACCUCCUGGCCGGAGAGGAGGCCAUUAUCGACCAGAUAGUCUGCAGCCACGCUAGGCACUUUAUCGGCAGCUACGAGUCCACCUUCUCGUUCCGCAUCCAGGAGGAGCGCGAGAUCCUGGGCUUCAGUGCCGAGUCCACCUUCAACCGGCUCUGUGGCGACCGCGAGGGCAAGGGCUGCGAGCAACCCACCCGCUGGCGCAUCGUGUAUGCGUGAAUGAGGGGACGUAAGAGGGACGCCUUAGAGGAGGGGCUCCGCUCCGCCUUGGUGACCGCGAAAGGGUCCAGCUGUGAACAGCCCAUCCGAUUCAGGAUCGUUUAUGGAUCAAUGAAGGUCUGAGCCUGAUUUCGCUAGCUGUGAGCAGCCCAUCCGGUGCAAGAUGCUCGUGAAGGGCGAAUGGUGGUACGGAGGAGCUCCCUACGGGAGGAGUAGGGUACGGACCUCAUUCAUGUGACACUUUGUUGAGUGGCUUAUUAUCUGGGAUGUUCGCUGGGUCGUUUGUUUUCCAAUACUCAUUAGACUGAGGGUCGCAAGACCAUAGAUUGUAUUUUAUGGCCGAUCAUCGCUGCUAUGACCGGAGUGACCCGACCUGGACGGCUGACGAAAUCUGUAAAUCCAGUUCAUCUGAGUUGAACUCGAAACAAUGCCUUUGGUGCAGUUUUUAUAGCCUGACGGCUUCAUGUUGUGCUCCGCGUUCUCUUAAGUAUUGAACGUUGUGUGUUUUAUAUAGAUAUCUGUAUGGGCGACAAGUAGGAUGCCUACUAAGAAUAUUGAAUGUUGUGUGUUUUAUAUAGAUAUCUGAAUGGGCGACAAGUAGGAUGCCUACUAAGAAAUGUUACGUGCCAUAUUAUAUUAACCCCAUGGCGUUAUCUGAUGUUCGAUAUUGAGGUUAUUUUCUCUGGGAUGAUUGACGGUGCCGUUAUUGAUUCUGCACUUGCUGCGUAGAGGCUAUCAGUCGCAGUUCAGUGGUAUGGGCUGUCAUCCAUAUGACAAAAUGAGCUCGGGCUCCAAACCGCGUGAGUCGUGGGGCCGGUGGGUGGUGAGUUUCUGUGUUCGGGUGUCUGAAAAGUCCCUCUAAAUCUCUGUGACAAACGAGUUCAUUUGUUGGGCGUGAGUCCCUGUGUAAGAGGUAAGCUGUUUGUGGCGUAUGAGUGCCUGCUCGUCUCGGUGCCUCGGUCCGUUCCAUCCCGAGCGAACGCGGCUUCGGGUCAGGUUUCGCUGCUCUGCCGGCCGGUGUUGUGCACUGUUCUGAGAGGAGUUAAUGAAGGAGCGCAUUGGCGCGCGUCCGACGCCGGCCAAAUGUGGCUCGCCUGAGUGGGAGGUUCGCCGUAGUCAGCAAAUGACCGCGGUCGACCUGCUGCCGCGACUCUGCUGGGGUAGGAGAUUGUCAGCCAGGUCAACGGGGAGAGGUCAGUCGGGGAGGUGGGACGGUUAGUCUUGUCAUCCGUCGGUGACCUGUCUCGCUUGUUGAUACCGUCUCAGAUGCGACGUUGUUACUUAUACUUUGUGAAUAAACGAUUGUUUAUAUUACAAA
Molecule: messenger RNA, 2766 nt
Organism: Amphibalanus amphitrite
Lineage: Eukaryota; Metazoa; Arthropoda; Thecostraca; Balanomorpha; Balanidae
Product: GDP-fucose protein O-fucosyltransferase 2-like
Exons: 11
Coding region: 180-1448 (422 amino acids)
Biological process (GO): protein O-linked glycosylation via fucose
Molecular function (GO): peptide-O-fucosyltransferase activity
Source: RefSeq, a predicted model, not a curated record